AUGUCUGAAGCCGAACCCCGCCGAUCGGUGCGCAGCACCAAGGGCCAGCAUAAAGCCCUCGAUCAGCUCGACCAACCACCAGAACAGCCAAAGAAGCGCGGACGCAAGAAGAAGGAGGAGAAGCAGGAGGAGCCCGAGGAGAUUAUCCGCUGUGUGUGCGGUGCCACAGACCAGGACAACGCCGACCCCAACGAGCCGUGGAUUGCCUGUGAGACGUGCGACGCGUGGCAGCACAAUGUGUGUAUGGGCCUGAGCAUUUUCGAGGAAGAUCUUGCUAGUAAAUACUUCUGCGAACAAUGCCGCCCGGCCGACCACAAGGAGCUGCUCGACGGCAUUGCUCGCGGCGAGGAGCCGUGGGUCGCCCGCCGCCGCGCGUACGAGGAGGAGAAGGCCAGGGAGGCUGAGGAGGCGAGCAAGAAGCCCAAGAAGGGAAAGAAGGCCAAAGCAGCGGCUGCUGCUGCUGCUGCUGCGGCUAGGCGCGCGAGUGAGGCUCCCAAGGAGCCGGCUGCCAAAGAGGAACGAGCUGCGACUCCUGCUAGUGUCAAGAGCAAGCCAUCUCCUGCUCCUGCGGCGGUUCCGACCCCGACUCCCGCUCCUGUACCUACGCCUGCCCCUGCGCCCGCAGUGGAUGCAAAGAAGGAGUCGACCUCCAAAGCUGCCGCGUCCGCCGCCGGCAAUAAGCGUAAAGCUCGCGAUCCGGCAGAUGACCAAGCACAAAAGGGUUCUGCCUCGAAAAUACGUAAAAUUUCGGACACUCAGAGUGUACCUACCCCAGCCGAGGAGCCCAAGGCGAGUGCCGAGCCAGCAACAGUCAAGCCAGCCACUGAACCCUCCCCUGCUCCAGCAUCGGCCUCAGUACCAGCCUCGGCUGCGGCCCCAGCUGCGGCCCCGGCUGCGGCUCCGGCUGCGGCUCCGGCUCCUCCUCCCCCUCCGUCUCCUCCUCGCCGGAAAGUCAAGUACGACCCUCCUGCGGACUUGCCGGCUGCCAUUGGUGAGCUGCCCGCUGCCCAGCAGUCCACGGCCAAGGCCCUCAGGAAAAGUAUCUCUACCGCUCUGUCAGCCUUGGAGAAGAAGAAAAAAAUUUCUCCAGGCGAGGGAUCAACGGCAGCACAAGUUGCGGAGCGUCUUGCUAUUCAGAUUGAGCGCGCCGUGCAGGACACGCAUGCCAACACCAGCAAAUAUGCUGCUCAGAUUAAAACUCUGGCCUUCAAUCUCAAGUCCAACACGGACCUUGUCAAGGGAUUACUCGAAAGCACCCUGUCGCCCCCAAUUUUGGCAACCAUGACGACGGAUCAGAUGGCUUCGAAGGAGCUGCAGCGAGAGACGGCUGAGAUGCUCAAACGUGCAGAGAAGCAGAGUAUUUUGAUCAGUGAUAAUGGGCCCCGGAUGAGAAAAACGCACAAGGGUGAAGAAAUAGUCGAGGAUGAGCCCUCGUCGGCCGUUGAUGAUGCGCCUAGCGCCCCCAUAAGGAUCCGCGAGUCUGUUCCUGGCCCGGCCGGUCCCGUGGACGAUGAGCAAUCUCCAGCUGAUCAACCUGGAGGUGAUGCCAUGGAGGUAGAGCUGCCAGCUGAUUUGGAUAUUCGUCGCCCUUCACAGACUGCCAGAGAAAAGAUGAGGAUAGACACUCAAUCAAGUGCCCGAUCACCAAGCUUUGAUAUAAACAAAGUAUUCUCCCAGGUCAAGUCUCCAUCACAGCCGGGGCGACGACUAUCGCAGGCGGUUGCUCCGGCCAAGGGUUCUGUUCACGACCCCGAUGUUGACAGGAUGCUGAUGGGAGAUGAUGCGACCGAAUCGGAUGGGUACUCUCCCACCGAGGAGACGGACCCAGAAGUCGUCUGGAGAGGAAUAUUAGACAUGCCCAACGUGGCGAGCGUGCCCGUCACGUCGAGAUGGGCGGGUGGUGGCAAUCUUUUGAACGCGUACGGCAAGCCAUGGAGUCAAGUCUUUCCGUCCAAGCUACACGUCCAUGGCCGUCUGGACGAGGAAACUACGUCAGCCUACCUGUGCGGCAUGAGAUGGAGGGCCGAGAUGGACGUGAUAGUUACGGGUGUACACCCUGCCAGGGACGAUCGCAAAGCGGAUUUUGCAAAGAUAGUGUCAUAUUUUGUCCAAAGGAAUCGCUACGCCGCCGUCACCAACCCCCAGCCUGGCAUCACCGCGACAUACCUCAUUCCUGUUCUCCCGGACCAGCCUUAUCCCGAAAUAAUGCUCAACCUUGAGGACAAUAAGAUACCCGAGAAGCGCACAGAGCCCAUGCUCCUUGCAGUCUUUGUCUAUCAGAACCAGGCGGCACAGCUGCAGGAACUCCGCGAGAAGCAGGCCCGCGGAGCAACUUUCCAGCACCCGCAACCCCAAGGCACGCCAACGCCGAAUUCGAUGGGUAGCAAACCUAGGCAUUCAUCUGCAUCGGCACCGACCUGGUCGCCUAACACACCGCAUGGGGGUUUCCCGUCGACUAUGGCUUCGCCGUCACCAGGGACUAACGGUCAGGGGAGGGGCCAAUUUCAGCAUCAGCAGCAACCAGCCCCGGCUGGACCGACGUUUCCGCAAGCAAAUCAACAGUUCUCUCACGUACCUCUUACUCCCCAUGCCCUGGCUGCUCAAAAGCAGCAACAAAUGCAGCAACAGCAGGCUGCUCAGCAGUUGAGCGCAGCAUCACCUGCAGCUGCUAACGCGACUGCGGCAAACUUCCAAGCUGCUGGUCCGCAGCCGCCCUCGCAAGCCGCCAUUGCGCGCGCCACUAGCAUCCUGGGACCUGAGCUUGUUCACAGCGCGACGGCCCGUAUGCUACUUUGUGCCCCAUCGGCCAACGAGAUGCAACCGAAAGAGUGGGAGGUGAUCAAGAAGGUGUAUACCGAGCACCCUGGUACUAGAGAUGACGCACAACUUCUCAGCACGCUACUGCACGACUAUAAUGUCAAGGAGCAGCAACACCGAAUGGCGGCCCAGCAGCAGCCAGCCCGACAGCCGGCACAGCAACCACCACCUCCACAACAACAACAGCAGCAGCAGCAGCAGCCGAAGCCAGUGCAAGCGCCAACCCGACCCGUCCAGCCACCGCAAGCACGACCGCCGCAACAGCAACCGCAGCAGCAGCAACGAACUCUGUCCCAGAAGCCACAGGCACAGUCUGCGUCUCCGAUGCCGCCCACGCAACAACCGGGCGCCACUGCUACUCCCGCUGCAGCAACUCAGCCAGCGCAUCCACGACCGGUAUCGCAAACCCCUGUCCCUAUUCCUCACGUGCCACACACGCCACAGAACAAGCUUCCCGGUGCUGCUUCUGCGACCGCCACCAGGCCGGCUCAGACUCCGGUGCCCGUGCCCUCGGCAGCCCCCGCGGCUGCCCAAGCAACAGCCGCAGCAGCGCCAGCAGCCCCUCCGACAGCUGGCGGAGCGAAGUAG
This is a messenger RNA of Pyricularia pennisetigena, 3405 nucleotides long. RefSeq lists its product as uncharacterized. Gene Ontology annotation, cellular component: nucleus. Gene Ontology annotation, molecular function: RNA polymerase II transcription regulatory region sequence-specific DNA binding. The coding region runs from base 1 to 3405 and encodes 1134 amino acids. NCBI's taxonomy places the organism in Eukaryota, Fungi, Ascomycota, Sordariomycetes, Magnaporthales, Pyriculariaceae. The record is from RefSeq and is a predicted model, not a curated record. The transcript is spliced from 3 exons. Gene Ontology annotation, biological process: transcription elongation by RNA polymerase II; regulation of mRNA 3'-end processing; transcription antitermination.